AAAAGGCCGAUACAAACCGGAGAGAUUAUUAUUUUCGUUAAAUGUUUCAAUCCGGUUACCCAGUCAUUAGAAUCUCUUGGUCAAUUAUGUGUUCAGAAAAGCAGUAAGAUUAAUACUAUUUUCCCUUUACUAUGUGAGAAAAAACAAUUGCAACAAAAUACGCCUUUGGAUGUAUAUGAGGAAGUUAGCCCAGAAAUUAUUGAAAAAAAGAAGCCUAAAUUAACUUUUAAUAAGUCUGAGAUGCAAGACGGUGAUAUAAUAUGUUUCCAAAAAGUAUUAACAAAUGAAGAGAUUCAAGAACAAGUUUCUGCAGGCCGCAUUUACAGUAUCCCUCAAUUUUAUGAAUCAUUAUGUAUGAGUAUUAUCGUUCAGUUCAAGUCAAAAUGCGGGUAUAAAGACUCUGUACCCGAAUUUAGUUUGAUUUUAAAUAAGAACAUGACAUAUGAUGCAGUCGCUAAUCAUGUCGCUGCUCAUCUUAACACCAAUCCUUCGAGAUUGCGAUUUACAUCAGUAUCAGAAAAAGGAAAAGUAAGAAAUGAUAUUAACAUGCUAACUGAUCAAACAUUAACAGAAAUGCUUAAUUCAUUAUCAUGCUUGUAUUAUGAGAUACUCGAUAUUGAUGUAUAA
Messenger RNA from Dentiscutata heterogama, 627 nucleotides. The record is from the annotation of a GenBank genome assembly. Lineage: Eukaryota; Fungi; Glomeromycota; Glomeromycetes; Diversisporales; Gigasporaceae.